Scatophagus argus is the source of this 4134-nucleotide messenger RNA. It is a transcript of the gene rgma, whose product is annotated as repulsive guidance molecule BMP co-receptor a. NCBI's taxonomy places the organism in Eukaryota, Metazoa, Chordata, Actinopteri, Scatophagidae. Gene Ontology annotation, biological process: BMP signaling pathway. The transcript has 4 exons. The record is from RefSeq and is a predicted model, not a curated record. Gene Ontology annotation, molecular function: coreceptor activity. Gene Ontology annotation, cellular component: plasma membrane. The coding region runs from base 519 to 1823 and encodes 434 amino acids.
AUGACACAGCAGGUUUACAAAAUGCAGUGAGUGAUGAUAUGAAGAAGAAGAAAAGAUAAUUUACAAUUCUGUGGUGUUUGUUUAUGUUGCUGGUCUUUCUCCUCUUUCCUCUGUAUUAACACACGCUCCGCGGAGGUAUGACACUGUUUUCCUUUUGAGAUUUUCCCUCCACAGUGAGGUUAUUGUGUGAACUUUCUUUUCUGGCGUCGUGGACCAACUAGCACUUUUGUGGGUCGUUAAGACUCGGUCGCCGUCGAACAAAUCUGCACAUUGAGAUGUAAUUUGAAACUCUGAGAGGGGGUUUUAAGGGCAGGACAGGCAGCCGUGAUUGGUUCAGUGUUGCCGCUGGCCCCUCAGAGGCUGCACCUUCUCGACACUCCCUAAAAGGAAGAGAGGUUGUCGGGCUGCUUUAAGCCCGUUUGUCCCGCACUGUUAGCUAGCUAACUCGGCUGUAUCCGUGGAGUUAACUCUCGUACCGAGGAGGGGAGAGGAGUGAAGUGCGAGCCCGAGCUGGAUGGAUGGUUAUGGGGAAAAGAGGAAGACCGUCGGCGCUUGACGUGUGCAGAGUCCUCGCCGUGUUUCUGUCGCUCUUCCCCGCCGUGAGUCUGCAGUGCAAGAUCCUCAGGUGUAACUCCGAAUUUUGGGCCUCCACCUCAAACUCUGGACCGGAGGAGGAGUUUUGCACGGCGCUACGAGCAUACAACAGCUGUGUACGUCGGACCGCGCGUACCUGCAGAGGUGACUUGGCGUACCACUCCGCCCAGCAUGGCAUAGAAGAUCUAAUGAGCCAGCACAACUGCUCUAAAGAAGGGCCAACAUCCCAACCACGUGCACGUACCCCACUUCCUCCUCCACCCCCUCCGCUCCCUCCUGACAGCCAGGAACGGUCCGAUGGCCCAGAAGUGUGCCACUAUGAGCGCAGUCUUCCACGUAACACAGCACCGCCUAACUACACCCACUGUGGCUUCUUUGGAGACCCGCAUCUCCGGACCUUUGGUGACGACUUCCAGACGUGUAAGGUGGAAGGAGCCUGGCCACUCAUCCACAAUAAAUACCUGUCUGUCCAGGUGACCAACACUCCUGUCGUGCCAGGUUCUUUGGCCACCGCUACAAGCAAGCUGACAAUCAUCUUUAAGAAUUUCCAGGAAUGUGUGGACCAGAAGAUGUACCAUGCAGAGACAGACGAGUUGCCAGCUGCAUUUGCAGAUGGCUCCAAGAAUGGAGGGGACCGACAUGGAGCGAACACUCUGCGCGUGGUGGAGAAGGUUCCUGGGCAACAUGUGGAGAUUCAGGCCAGGUACAUUGGAACAACCAUAGUGGUCCGGCAGGUAGGCCGCUACCUGACCUUUGCUGUGCGGAUGCCAGAGGAAGUUGUGAACUCCGUGGAGGAAGGUGAUAACCAGGACUUGUACCUGUGUCUUCACGGCUGUCCUGCCAACCAGCGCAUCGACUUCAGGAACUUCAGGGCUCAAGCAGCCGAGGCCCACAGUGCAGGCAGGACCAGGAGUGGCACCGGGGCGCAUGGCUUUACCUAUCAGUCUGCCAAGGCCAAGUGCAAAGAGCGACUCCCGGUGGAGGACCUGUACUUUCAGUCCUGUGUGUUUGAUCUCCUCUCCUCUGGAGACAUAAACUUCACCAUGGCAGCCUACUACGCCUUUGAGGAUGUAAAAAUGCUCCACUCAAACAGCAAGAGAUACCACAUCUUUGAAAAGGAUGCUUUUAUGAGCAGUGCUGCGCAGAGGGGCAAAGAUGUUUUUGAACUCUUUCUCCUCAACCUGCUUGCUGUCUUAUUGUGGAUGGAGUGCUGCACAGUUCAUCUAUAGGCCCUUUACAACAGUAUCCUCAUAGUGUAUCUGUCAGUGAGUGAGUAUUGUCGCUGUGUCGUUGGCUGCCGUCUUUGCUCUGGUUCCGUGAUGUGAACGGCGACUCGCCUGUGGGGUCUUCCCAGUUCUGAGUCUCAUUUUAGUCAUUGUCAUGUCUUGACUUCAGUCUAACGACAAGGCGAGUUUCACCGUGCUCCUACCUAUCAUCACAUGUAUUUAGUUGGUUCAUAGGACUGGUCUUUGAAGAGAGCAGCGGUGAGAGAGCCCAGCUACUCCAGAGCUCAGGAUAUCCACCUGGGAUUAAAUCCCACAUUCUCACCAGGGCUGCAUGCCUAUGGGAAGCCGGACAAGAUGAUCUUUUGCAGAAAGAGGAGUUUGCUGAUCCUCCCUCCCCUGAUCCCCUCAUUGGUGCCAAGUCAGUGAAGCUCUCUGUGGCUCAUGUGGUGAAGUGAGGGGACCUGACAGGGGCUUUUGUUAACCUAAGGCCAGAAGCAGCUCUAUGUUUGAUUAGUUUCCAGCUUUGGAAAAGCCUGAGCCUUUUUGGAGGAAGCACUCAGCCAAAAGGAUGUCAGAGCAGCGUCUCCAGUUGUCUGCUGUGGAGAUUAAUGGGUCAUAUUGUUAGGUUUUGCGUGUGUCUGUGUGUGUGUGUGUGCGUUUGUGUGCAUUAGUACAAUAUGUGUGCAGAAUUCAACGUCUGUGGUUAAUUUUGUGUGUUUGUGGGUGCAGGAGUUCCCAGAAAUGAGAUAACAAACCUCCAGUGGGAAAAAUCUUUCCCAUGUCUACAUGUUGCACCCAAAAUCUCAGAAAUAAAAAAAAGACGAGGCGCUCUACAGUCUACAGUUAUAAUGGACUCCAUCAGCCAAGUAGCAAAUCCCAAAUGGGAAGCUAUAGAAAAAUAAUCUCUUUUCAUGUAUGUCGUUUUCAGUGUCAACCAGCCUUUCAUGCCAUUGUUUGAUCAGACAGUGUUUGUAUUUUAAGUCUGUAAUGUGAAUGUAGCUGACAAGAAAGCAAGAGAACAACCUUAGUUAAGGGCACUCAAGAGCGUUUACAGAAUUUAGAUCACGACCAAUCAAAAUGCGAAACCUCUUCGAUAGCAUUUUGUGAAUUUAACUCUCCAUUUCAAGCCUCAGUCGUCGCCAGCAGUGGUGUAGAUACUGUUAGUACUAGCUGUAAAGACGUCACCGCAAGUCAGUGUGGCAUUUUAUAGACUACCAGUGUGCUGACCUGACUGUGGCUUAGUGUGUAAAUGAUAAGCAUAUGUCUGUAGACGUGAUUUCAUGGCUUAAGUCAUUGCCAAAGAACAAGCCCUUGUGCCAACAUUUCCCCAACAACUGAAUUUUCAUCCUUCAGCCUUAAACGGUUCACGAUAGGGGGAUUCUUAAUUGUAACUUGUGUUUGGUGAAUUUGCGGUUUGCAGAAAAAUUACAUUGACACACUAUAAAAGCAGCAUGUGUCUCUUGCUUUUGCAGCCUCACUUUUGCUUUUCUUGCGUUUCAUGAUCACACUCCUCACUACAAGAGGUUUCCAUUUGAACUUUGUCUCUCAGCUGCAGUAUCUGAUAAUGUGCAAGUCCUCCUUGUAGAUACUGUUACUACUUGGGCACAGUUUUACAGUCAUUUAUCCUUUACACUGAAGUAUUUGGCAGGCCUUACUACUGCUAUUUGGAACAUGUAUUGGUGCAACAACAAAAAAAAAAAUCUUAGAAACAAAUGAUUGUAAUGUUGAAUCUUGUGUUGAUAGAUGUAAUUUGUAUUUGCAGAUUUUCCAGUAUAUGGUUCUACACGUUUAAUGUGAGAUUGUACAUACGUUGUGUGAGUUUAAAUUUAUAUAAUACCAGUUGUGUUUUGAACUUAUCACUCAUAUUUGUACAUCUGAUGUUUUGGUGAAUGUGAUUUUUUUUUUUUUUUUUUUUUUUGAAAAGGGAUUUUUGCAAAAACAUGAACACCAGAGAACAAAAUCUUCUUGACAUUAUACUCAUAAUCUUUGUGGAAAUUGUUCUCUGUCCGAGAUCAAAUAAAUACUCUAAAUUCAGUCCAAUUUAUCUAGAAACGAAUGUAGGAACAUGUUCUUGGGUGUUCAUGUUUUUGAGUUUAAAGCACUUUAUGUUUUCUUUUUCAUUUAGCUCUUACUUGGUUUGAAAUUCUGUCAGACUUGUACCGGUUCAAAAGAUUAAAAAGAAAAGAAAAACAAUAGCUGAAUGGAAAAUACCAGAAAAAUCAAACCGUGUUUGUAUGUAAAAGCAAAUGUUGUGACACAUGCCAGCUGUUUAUAAUGUAAAUUAUUUAUUGAAUAAAAGAAAAUGUCUUGUUAA